Ipomoea triloba (trilobed morning glory) is the source of this 1364-nucleotide messenger RNA. Its product is annotated as patatin-like protein 2. NCBI's taxonomy places the organism in Eukaryota, Viridiplantae, Streptophyta, Magnoliopsida, Solanales, Convolvulaceae. The transcript is spliced from 7 exons. The record is from RefSeq and is a predicted model, not a curated record. Gene Ontology annotation, biological process: lipid metabolic process. The coding region runs from base 82 to 1350 and encodes 422 amino acids. Gene Ontology annotation, molecular function: monoacylglycerol lipase activity; glycerophospholipase activity.
UCCAAACUUACUAAGCUACUAAAGAGAAACUUCAUUUUUCUCAAAACUUGCAUUAUUAUCUAAAUUAUUCAUAGCAUAAAAAUGCUGAAUAUUGAGAGGAGACCCUCACAAAUUCAGGCUCCCACCUAUGGAAAUCUAGUCACAAUUCUCAGCAUCGACGGCGGUGGCAUUCGAGGAAUUAUUCCAGCAAUUAUCCUCCAUAAUCUCGAAUCUCAACUUCAAGAGUUGGAUGGAGAAGAUGCAAGACUGGCGGACUACUUCGACGUGAUCUCCGGGACAAGCACCGGCGGGCUUGUGACGGCCAUGUUGGCGGCUCCCGGCGAGAAUGGCCGCCCGCUUUAUGCAGCUAGAGAUAUUAAGCCUUUCUACCUGAAAAACGGUCCCAGGAUUUUCCCACAGAAGAGAGGAUGGUUUUGCAAAAUAUGGCAGUUGGUUAGAUCUGUGUUUCGCCCCAAAUACGAUGGAAAGUACCUGAAGAGUGUGGUGAAGGAGGAGUUGAAAGACAUCCGCCUAAAAGACACUCUCACCAACGUUGUUAUUCCCGCUUUUGACAUCAUGCAUUUGCAGCCUGUCAUCUUCUCCACUUACGAGGCUAAGAGAUGCCCAAAAAUGGAUGUUUAUUUGUCAGACGUUUGCAUUGGCACUUCAGCCGCUCCCACAUACCUUCCUGCUCAUUAUUUCAAGGUUGAAGAUCCCAAACAUGGAACUCAACCGCGCUGCAGAGAAUAUAAUCUUAUCGACGGCGGCGUUGCCGCAAACAAUCCGACACUGGUAGCCAUAAGCCAAGUGACCAAACAGAUUUUCGACAACAACCCAGACUUCUUCCCCAUCAAGCCCAUGGAUUUCCGCCGUUUUCUUGUCAUAUCUAUAGGGACAGGAGCUGCUAGAAAUGAGUACAAGUAUAAUUCUAAGAAGGCGGCUAAAUGGGGCAUUCUCAGCUGGUUACUUCACAAAAGCACAACACCAUUGGUCGAAGUAUUCAUGCAGUCCAGUGCAGACAUGGUGGACCUCCAUAACUCCGUGGUUUUCCAGGCUCUCAAUUCUGAAGAUUGUUAUCUCAGAAUUCAAGAUGAUGAAUUGUGUGGAACAUGUACAAUAUCUUCUGUGGAUGCAGCCACUAAGGAAAAUUUAGAGAAAUUGGUGGAAACUGGGGAGAAGCUGCUGAAGAAACCAGUUUCCAGGGUAAAUUUAGAGAUUGGUGUCAGUGAACCAAUUGCAAAUUCUGGCACAAAUGAAGAUGCUCUCAAGAGGUUCGCAAGGUUACUAACAAAUGAAAAGAGACUUAGAGAAUCGAGGUCUCCGCUUACUAGUUGUAAAGGCCAAGGCAAAGUAAAAUAUCCUAUCAAUUGAGCAAGCCACUGGAU